AUGACCACUCCACUUCUUCCAUCGUCUUUCGAUCUUGAUACCAACAACAAUUCCCCAACGAAUAUGUUACUCUCAUUACUAAUGAGUCCGAAUUUAGACAAAGAUGUUGUUUUGAAGUUUUUGGGAUUUCUUGAAGAGCAAGAGAAAACAAAGCAAGAGCAAGAGAGAACAAAGCAAGAGCAAGAGAAAACAAAGCAAGAGCAAGAGAAAGAGAGAACAAAACAAAUCUUUUCCGAAGAGCGAACAAAGCAAUUGGACGCUCAAAGAAUGAUUGUUCAAGAGAGAACAAAACAACUAACUGCUCAGGUCACUUGUAAGAUAUCCAAACAAAAGAAAUUGGAUAAUGAAAACGAUGUUCAAGAUGCUAUUGUAAAGAUUUUUAACAGAAAAUUUUCUGAGGAAUUUGAGUUUACAGCCUUGGAUACCAGAUAUUAUCAGACCAUAAGAAACUGCAAACCGGACUUUGUGCUUGUUUCAAACAAGUUUAAAAUUUCAAACAUUUCAGACCUAGCUCUUUAUGAUGGCUUGAGUAAAAUUGCUGAGGCCUUUUUGGAAGUGAAAGUGCAAGUUAAUAAGGACGACCAGCUUGGACAGGUGUUUAAUUAUAUUUAUAAGGCGAGAGAGUCCAACAAACAAAGAACGGUGUUUAUAGCCGCAUUGAUGACAUAUUCAGAAAUUCAUUUCAUACGUUCUUAUUUCUCUGAAACAGAAGUCUUCAACGAGAUUACCGUUCCUUUUGAAUUGUUUAACCCAAAGAUUGAAAGCGAAAAUUACACGUCCAAAGGAGUUCAAUAUUUGUAUUCAAUGAUGAAAUACGGUAAUGUGCAAGAUCCCGUUCCUACUCCACAACGUUCUGUAAAGUUAUUGAAACUAUUAGGUUUUGGUGCAACUUGCAAUGUGUAUAAGGUAUCCAUUAAGGAUUCCCAUAAUCGAUCACAAGAAUAUGCUAUGAAGUUGUGCAGCUCUAACCAAGAGGUUAUAUCGGAAUCAAUUCAACGAGAAAGGGCUAUACUUCAACACAUACAAGAUAUACCAAACACAUCCAAAUUAAUUACUGAAUUCGAGGAGGAUGAAAUGAGGGCCCAGACAAAUCCGCAGCCAGAGCCCACGCAGUGGCACCGUAUCCAGCGGCUCUCAUUUUUCAAACGGCUGCAUGGUGGUGGAUCCGAUUCAAUCCAAAAAUCAGGAUUUUGCAAUAAAAACUUUCGUUUUAAUGAAUAA
Molecule: messenger RNA, 1221 nt
Organism: Naegleria lovaniensis
Lineage: Eukaryota; Heterolobosea; Eutetramitea; Acrasida; Naegleriidae
Exons: 2
Coding region: 1-1221 (406 amino acids)
Source: RefSeq, a predicted model, not a curated record